GGCUCGUUGGACGUGAAUCCAACCCGCAGUCUCACUGAACCAGAGAGGAGCAUCUGCAUGAACAAUGAACCGGUGAACACCUCACACCGGCUGACUGAGGGACAGGAUCUGGUGAAUCGGAGAUGAAGGGGACGUUUGAGGAGUGUCGAGGUGAUGGGAUUGUACAACAGCACUGUUUUUUUUACUGGAUAUCUGUGGUGUGAAUGACCUCUAACGGUGCAGGGAAUUAGUAAUUUCUAACACUUUGUUGUCUGCACAGUCAAAUCCUCUUACAGGCUGUGGUAGCCUUCCAUUGGCUUGUUGAUGAACUUCACAGUAUUGUUAUAAAAAUAGACUACAUUACCUUAGUGUCUUAAUUUAUUUAUUUACAUGAAUAUGUGAUUAUUGAAUGGCCUACUAGAUUUUUUACCAAAGAGCUGAAUAGUUAUUAUUUAUUCCAAAAAAAGGAUUUUUCCUUUGGUGAAAUCAUUGGUGCUCCAACUACAGGGGGGAGUUUUCUUUUUCUUUUUUUUUUUGUAUUUGUAGCACAAGCUGCUUGAUGUCAUGAGCUGGCCAUCUGUUGUGGGAACCUACUUAAACCUGCAAGCAGAUUAACCAGUGAAAGAAAGGUCCAUCAGCCUGGACUCAGUUUCUGUGCCUGGACUCAGUUGAGCUUCCUUGGAGGAGGAGGGAUGCUGAGGGCCACGGUGGGCUCAGUGGAGCAGAGAGAUGAGGAGCAGGAGGAUGAAGGUGAAGAAGAGUUGAGGGAUGGAGGGGUGCCUUUCUAUGUGAACAGAGGAGGCCUACCGGUGGAUGAAGAGACUUGGGAGAGGAUGUGGCGCCAUGUGGCUCGAAUACACCCCAACGGUGAAGCCCUGGGGAAGGAGAUCCGGGGACACACUGACCUGCCCAAGAUUCCAGUACCGAGUGUGCCUACAUACCAGCCUACCACCACUAUCCCACAGCGCCUGGAAGCCAUACAGAAAUACAUCAGGGAAUUGCAGUACAAUCACACGGGAACACAAUUUUUUGAAAUCAAGAAGAGCCGGCCUCUUACUGCGUUGAUGGACAUUGCUAAGGAGAUGACGCGGGAGGCUCUGCCAAUCAAAUGCCUGGAGGCGGUGAUCCUGGGGAUUUACCUCACCAACAACAUGCACGGCGUGGAGCGCUUCCCCCUCAGCUUUCAGUCUCAGUUCUCAGGGAACAACUUCCACCACAUCGUGCUGGGAGUUCACAGCGGGGGACGCUUCGGGGCGCUGGGCACCAGCCGCAGAGAGGACCUCAUGUUCAAACCCCUGGAGUUCCGGACUCUGAUGGACUUGGUGCAAGAGUUCGAAGGAGCCUACAGGGGCUACUGGCACACCCUGCGCAAGGUCAGGAUCGGCCAGUAUGUGUCCCACGACGCUCACAGCGUGGAGCAGAUCGAGUGGAAGCAUUCGAUACUGGACGUAGACAAGCUGACCAAGGAGGAGCUGCGGAAGGAGCUGGAGAGACACACUCGAGACAUGAGGCUGAAGAUAGGGAAGCCUGCACCACCCUCUCCCACCAAAGACAGGAGAAACAGCAUGGGUUCACCCCUCAGAGGACCGGGCAGCCCCAUACGCAGGAUCAGCCGCAUUGAGAGACGUCCCUCUGGAGAUAAGAAGGUUUUGGAGCAAAAAUCGGCCACAGACAUGAACGGAUACCAGAUUCGAGUCUGAAGAAGAGUUUUAACUUGCUUGUAAAGUUACAAGGUACCACACACUUAUUGUUUCACGGGACCACUGAUGUACUCUUUGUACCCACUGUCCUAUUCACGGGAUGCAAUGUCGAAUAGGUCACCAGCAACUUUUCCCUCUCAAACAAAUGCAGCAUUCAGCUUCUCUACGUCUUCGUUGUUAGAGGCUUUUUCUGGAGCGGUUACUGUGCAGAGUAAUUGGUGCUGACAACGUUCCCGAAUUAUAAAAAAUGGGACAAAAGUACAGCACUUUGUAAACAUUUUUAAAUAACUGUUUGCGAACUCAACACAACAAGGAAUAUGGCUCUUCCCUGACUCUGGGCGAGACCACCACUCAGUGUGCUGCUGGACAUAUCAUACAUUUCUGUGGUGUUCUUAUGUUCAACAAAAGCUCUUAAGGCUCGUCUGCAAUCUGUAUCAUCGUACUGUAAGUGUGCAAAUACAUGUAAUGUGAUUUUAAAUUCACUUAGCCUCUGCUGGGCAGCAAUUGCUUGUGUAGUGACGACUAGUUUGCAAAACCACUACCCUUGUGCCUUGUAUGAAAACUCAAAGAGAAGGAAAAGACUUUUUAUAUCCACCCCAUUAUUCUCAUUGUCUAACUUAACACAACGCAGUGUGAUAAUCUCUGCUCUUCCAAAUUACUUUAGGUGAAUGAAGUAAAAUGUGUGAGACAUCUAAUAUCCAGAAUGCUACCAUGUUUAGUAUGCUAUUAAUCUAAUCAAGACUGAAUAUGGGAUUGAAUACACAAUAUGUAAGGGAUAAUGUACAUCGAGCCGGUCAUUGUUGUGAAAUAAACACUGACGGAAGGGGUUUAUUUCACAAUAAUGACCGGCUCGCUGUACAUUAUCCUGCUUAUUACACAGCUACUUACUUGA
This is a messenger RNA of Sebastes umbrosus (honeycomb rockfish), 2571 nucleotides long. It is a transcript of the gene vash1, whose product is annotated as vasohibin 1. Bases 672 to 1679 code for a protein of 335 amino acids. Gene Ontology annotation, cellular component: cytoplasm. The record is from RefSeq and is a predicted model, not a curated record. NCBI's taxonomy places the organism in Eukaryota, Metazoa, Chordata, Actinopteri, Perciformes, Sebastidae. The transcript has 7 exons. Gene Ontology annotation, biological process: regulation of angiogenesis.